UUGUCUCGACGAUUUGAGCACGGUGAGCUCGACGUGCAACACGACGCAUGGAAUCCGAUGCGAGGCACUCCUCAGCGUCAAAUUCGCGGUAUGGAGGCCAUAGCAUCGAGAGCACGACGUCUUGGCCAACUCCGUGGAAUUUCAGAUGCUCUACUCUUAGCUUUGAUUCGUCAUUCAGAAGCUCAGCCCGAUAAAGUAUCGGCUGGCGUAGUUUUGUUCAAUCAGGGAGAUUAUACGCAGUAUUGGUAUCUUCUAUUAGCAGGACAGGUUCAAUUGUGUCUUCCCAGUAGUAAUAAUAAGGCUAUUCAUUUGCGAACUUUAUCGUCGGGCUGCCUCUUUGGAGAGCUUGAUGUUGUACGACAUUGUUGCUCUGCUGUUGUAACAAAACCGGCGGAAUUUAUUAAAAUUUCCCAAAACCAUUUUCUCAGCGUGUAUAAUAAACACGCAGAUCAUCUUCAGUCAUUCCUCGUUGUGAUGCAGGAUGCUAUUGCUGAGGAACACGCCCGAUCACCUAAUCUUCUCGCAGCUGAAUUUGAUACUCAUCAUUCUCAAAGCAAUAUGAGUAAUGGCUAUGCAUCAAGGAGAGAAGAACACAAGUUGUCUCUGCCAAAUGGUUAUGAAUUCCACCAGCAGAGGCAUGAGCACCAAGAUGCCUACGAUAUGAGCAACAUGAAGAAUGACUUACCAAACUUCGAGCAGACCAACAUUAUCGAAUUCAAUUCAAUUUCGUUCGAAGCCAGGUUAAUGGAAGCCGGUUCCAUACUCAAGCACGUCAUGACAACCCAAGCUCCAUAUAUGAUUAGGGAACGCAUUUUGCACAAUGCUUCUUUUUCAAAUUGUAUGAUAGGAUCGGAGAUGGUUGAUUGGCUGUUAGAACUCAGUAUCUCAAUGGGUGGUCAUUCACCAGCCUUAAGUCGUUUUCAGGUAACUGGAAUAUGGCAAACGUUAUUAGAGCACAAUAUUAUAUGUCACGUAUCCAAUGAGCAACAGUUUGCUGACAAACACUUGUUGUAUCGAUGGAUAAAUGAAGAUCGUAUUCGCAUCAAUCCAGACACAAUGCAAGAAGAAGUCCUCUCCAGAGAAGACAUUUUCAAUUCUUUGUUUUUUCUGUCAACUGUCGGACCAGAUGCUCUUUUUCGUAUGAUUCUCAAGAAAAUGCCGUAUGAAAGAACGCCAGAAGAGUUAGAACUCGUCUAUGAGGAAUUACUUCAUGUUAAGGCUCUCUCCCAUCUGAGCACUAUGGUCAAGCGCGAGCUAGCUUCUGUAGUUGGCUUUGAACAUCAUACACAUGCUGGCACAGUGUUGUUCCAUCAAGGCGAUCCCGGUAAGCUAUGGUAUAUCAUCUUAAAAGGCAGUGUUGAUGUUCUCAUCAACGGGAAGGGUGUUGUCUGUACAUUGCAAGAAGGUGACGACUUCGGCAAGUUAGCUCUGGUCAAUGAUGCUCCUAGAGCAGCAACUGUAGCUCUUCGUGAAGAUGACUCUCAUUUUUUAGUUGUUAACAAAUAUGACUUCAACAGAAUCAUCCGAGAUGUGGAGGCUAACACGGUCCGUUUAAAAGAACAUGGCCAAGAUGUGUUGGUGUUGGAAAAAAUCAGUUGGCCCCGAGGAGCUGCUGUAGAUGAUGGAGUUCCUGGAUUGAGUGGAAAAGGACAAUGCAGUUAUUCUGUCAUGGCUGGAUUACCGGAGAAAAUGAUUGAAUAUGUUUUGGAGACAAGAGUUGACGCUCAAACAGAUGAGGGAGAGAUGGACGUGUUCUUAGAAGACUUCAUAUUAACACAUAUCAUUUAUAUGCCAACAAAUGUGUUAUGCAACUACCUGCGUGACUAUUACAGAAGAAAGGCAGAUUAUCAUACGGAUCAUCUACGAUCUCCUGCGUGCGUCUCGUUGGCAAUCGACUACGAAACGGACAUGGAGUUCAGUAUGAAUUCUAAAAGACGUGUUGUCAUCUUCGUCCAUUUAUGGGUUAACACCCUUGGUUUCCAAUUUUUUCUCCACCCAGCUGCUAAUUCGUUCAUAGAGGAAUUAUAUUGUUACGUCUUGGAUGACAGUAAGAGAAUUCCUCGUAUGCAGCCGUUGCUCAAUCGCAUGACAUCUUUGCAAGACUUCAGAGAAGAAGCUAUGAGAAGUUUGGCUCGUCAUCCAGCUAUUGUACUUGAAUGUGGCGUUCUAGCAGCAUCUGCACCAGCCCCACAGCCAGUGCUUCCCAUUGAUACCUGCAACCAAAUAAUUCAUCUUGCUGAUACCACUUCGAUUGUUUUAAACAUUCGGAUGGAUAAAACUGCAAAAGAUAUUUGUGAGCUAGCGAGAACUCGCGUGAGAUACAACCAUAGUAGCGAACCAUUGUGUUUGGUGGAAGUCAGGAGCGGGGGAGAGAAAGUCGUUUAUUCAUCUGAAGACAUAUCGAUUCCAACAAUGUUGUCCCUCAACGGCAAGCUAUACAUUGCUUAUAAAGAUGAAAUUCCUUCUUUGAAUGCCCAGUCGGACCAAAACGGACCAAUGGAGUCAAUACACUCUUCCGUCUUGGAGUAUGUUGGAAGUUCUGAAUUAGCUCAGCAGUUGUUUAUAUUCCACUCACAGCUUUUCUAUGCUUGUGAUGACAUUGAGCUUAUAAACCAAGUGAUCGGGCGGGAGCAAUUUCCUGGUAGGGUUCCGUCUAAUUUGGACCUGAUGAUGAGGCGCUUCAACGAAGUUCAAUACUGGGCAACAACUGAAGUCUUACUAGCAGUAGCAUCUAAACGUGUGAAUAUCCUGAGAAAAUUCAUCAAAAUAGCGAUGUAUGCGAAAGAGAAUGGGGACCUUCUAUCCUUCUUUGCAAUUACUUUGGGAUUGAGUAAUAUAUCAGUUAGCCGUUUGGGACAAACAUGGCAGAGAUUGCCGAUGAAGAUGAGACGUCAAUUCGCAGAAUUUGAGUCACUUUUAGAUCCAUCUAGAAAUCAUCGUCCCUAUAGAGCUUUGAUUGCUAAAAUGGCUCCUCCGUAUAUUCCUUUCGUUCCUCUUCUUUUGAAAGAUCUGACCUUCAUUCACGAAGGAAACAAAACUUAUUACAAUGGUUUGGUUAACUUUGAAAAGAUGCAUAUGAUUGCCAACACUUUGAGAAGUUUCCGACAAUGUAAGAUACGAUUCUCAGCACAAUGCUACGAGAUGAAGAAAGUUUUCGAAACUCAGAAUUUACUUCGGAAUUUCCGAGUGAUUGAUAACCAAAAACGUCUCAUGGACUUGUCAUACACAAUAGAACCAAGAAGAAGAAGAAAUUGA
Auanema sp. JU1783 is the source of this 3255-nucleotide messenger RNA. NCBI's taxonomy places the organism in Eukaryota, Metazoa, Nematoda, Chromadorea, Rhabditida, Rhabditidae. The record is from the annotation of a GenBank genome assembly.